Messenger RNA from Pseudophryne corroboree (corroboree frog), 405 nucleotides. RefSeq names its product gastrula zinc finger protein XlCGF17.1-like. The transcript has 4 exons. The record is from RefSeq and is a predicted model, not a curated record. The coding region runs from base 1 to 405 and encodes 134 amino acids. Lineage: Eukaryota; Metazoa; Chordata; Amphibia; Anura; Myobatrachidae.
AUGGUAAGCUAUCAGAACACAAAGCUUAUUAUCCAUCAGCCAGCUAAGGCAGGUAAGAGGCCCUUUCCAUGUUCUGAGUGUGAGAAAUGUUUUACACAGAAAUCAGAUCUUUGUGGGAAAUGUUUUGCACGGAAAUCACAUCUUGUUGCACGUCAGCAAAGUCACAAAGAUGAGAAGCCAUUUCCAUGCUCUGAGUGUGGGACAUGUUUUACACGGAUAUCACAUCUUGUUACACAUCAGAGAAGUCACACAGGUGAGAAACCAUUUUCUUGCUCCGAAAGUCACACAGGUGAGAAGCCAUUUUCUUGCUCUGAGUGUGGGAAAUGUUUUACCUGGAAAUCACAACUUUAUACACAUCUUCGAAGUCACACAGGUGAGAAGCCAUUUCCAUACUCUGAGAAGUAA